Miscanthus lutarioriparius is the source of this 417-nucleotide messenger RNA. NCBI's taxonomy places the organism in Eukaryota, Viridiplantae, Streptophyta, Magnoliopsida, Poales, Poaceae. The record is from the annotation of a GenBank genome assembly.
AUGGACCACCGGCGUCGCGCGGUGGCACGGGAUCCUGCGGCUCGUGGUCCACUUCCCAUCCACAUCCUCGCCGCGCACGUCCUCGAGAAGCGUGGCGUCUACGACCGCACCACCGACGACUUCGAACCCUUCGAGGUGCCGGACUUCCCAGUGCGCGCCGUGGUGGUGAACAGGGCUACAGCGCAAGGGCUCUUCCAGUGGCCUGCAGGCAUGGAGAGGUUCCGGUGUGACACGCUCGUCGCCGAGGCCACCGCCGACGGGAUACUGUUCGUGGAGCGCUUCGCGGCGGAGCUCGGCAAGAAGGUCUGGGCGGUCGGGCCGCUGUGCCUCCUCAGUUCCGAUUCCGAUGCCGGCGCGAUGGCCGGGAGAGGCAACCGCGCGGCGGUGGACCGCCGAGCUAAUCGUGUCGUGGCUUGA